Messenger RNA from Brienomyrus brachyistius, 5311 nucleotides. Its product is annotated as VWFA and cache domain-containing protein 1-like. The record is from RefSeq and is a predicted model, not a curated record. Bases 292 to 4152 code for a protein of 1286 amino acids. The transcript is spliced from 27 exons. Gene Ontology annotation, cellular component: voltage-gated calcium channel complex. NCBI's taxonomy places the organism in Eukaryota, Metazoa, Chordata, Actinopteri, Osteoglossiformes, Mormyridae. Gene Ontology annotation, molecular function: voltage-gated calcium channel activity.
UCCCCCCGUUUCCAUUGUGCUGCUCCGGACUCUCGCUUCGGGCUCGUUUUUAAUGUGCGCAGCGUUUGCUUUAUAUCAGUAUGAUUCGCUGUGAUUCCGAUCGGCGUUUAACACGCGUGACUAGCAGGGCGAUGCAUUGCUGAUACGGUCAGAAGUCGGGGGGAAGCGUUUGCAGGAUUUUCAGGAAACCAAAGUUUUGGGGGUAGUGAUCGCGAGCCAGGUUCGCUUCAAGUUUUCCUUUUGGUUUGCAGCAGUUUAGAUUCGCAAACCUUUCAAGCCAGGCAGGCAAUCAUGGCGAAAUGGGUGCUGGAAGGAGCUGUGUAUUUAGCUGGAUUUUCCCCGCAUCGGACGCCGUUUCCGAAGCCGGCUGCCCACUGGGGUUGCGGUAAGUUUGCAGCCUGGAGCUUGGCGGCCGCCUGCGCGCUUUGGUGCUGCGGGCAGGGCUGCGCCGAGGAACCCUCCAUCCUGGAAGAGGCGCAGGUUCUGGCUGCCCAGAUGAAGAAGCUGUCCUCGCAGGAGCUGGGGGUUUUCGCCAUGCAGAGAAUAUUCAACUCCUUCAUUUACACCGAAAAAACGUCUAAUGGCGAGACAGAAGUACAGCAGCUGGCUAAGAAGAUCCGCGAGAAGUUCAACCGCUACCUGGAUGUGGUGAACAGAAACAAGCAGGUGGUGGAGGCCUCGUACACGGCCCACCUGACCUCGCCCUUGACGGCCACCCAGGACUGCUGCAAAAUCCCACCCUCCAUGAUAGAGUUUGAUGGCAAUUUUAACACGAAUGUAUCCAAAACCAUCUGCUGCGAUCGACUGUCCCCCACUGUCAACAGCCGAGCCUUCAAUCCUGGCAGGGACCUCAAUUCAGUGCUUGCGGACAACCUCAAAUCCAACCCUGGGAUCAAGUGGCAGUACUUCAGCUCUGAGGAGGGCAUAUUUACAGUGUUUCCAGCCCACAAAUUCCACUGCAAGGGGAGCUAUGAGCACAGAAGCAGGCCGGUGUAUGUUUCCGCUGUGAGGCCACAGUCCAAGCACAUGGUGGUGAUUAUUGACCACGGCAGCUCCAUCACAGACAUCCAGCUUCAGAUUGCACGGGACGCCGCUGUGGUCAUCCUGAACUCCAUUGAUGAGCAUGACAAGAUCUCGGUGUUGACGGUAGCAGAUACCGUUCGUUCCUGCUCCUUGGACCAGUGUUACAAAAGCUUCCUGUCUCCCACCACCAGUGAGACCAAGAGGAAGAUGGCCUCCUUCAUCAGCAACAUCAAGGCCUCUGACAGCCCCACCCAGCAUGCUCUAGGUUUUCAGAAAGCCUUUCAGCUCCUCAGGAACACCAGCAACGUCACCCGACAGCAAAUGACCACAGAUCUGGUGAUCAUCUACCUGUCCUCUGGCAUGACCUCCAGGCACUCAUCCGAGUAUGAAAAAAAGACCACUCUCAGUGUGGUGAAAGAAGAAAACCGCCACCUAAACAACUCCGUGAUGAUUCUCACCUACGCCCUCAUGAACGAGGGGGUGACUGGGCUUAAAGAACUGGCGUUUCUGAGGGACCUGGCAGAGCAGAACUCGGCGAAGUAUGGCGUGCCGGACCGCUCGGCCCUCCCUGUGGUCAAGGGCAGCAUGAUGGUCCUAAACCAGCUGAGCAACCUGGAGACCAGCGUGGGGCGCUUCUACAUCAAUCUGCCCAACCGCAUGAUUGACGUGGCCGUGUUCAGCCUGCCCUACACUGACCCAAUGGGUGACGGUUUCAUCAUGACCGUAAGUCGACCAUGCUACUUCGGAAACCUCUUGCUCGGCGUUGUGGGAGUUGAUGUCAACCUGGCCUACAUCUUAGAAGACGUCACAUACUACCAGGACUCUUUGGCCUCGUAUACCUUCCUCAUAGACAACAAAGGAUAUACCCUCAUGCACCCCUCCCUCACCCGGCCCUACCUGAUGACAGAGCCCCCCCUUCACACUGACAUCAUCCACUACGAAAACAUCCCCGGGUUCCAGACAGUGCGUCAGAACAUUCUCAGCCUCCCGUUGGGCAGCCAGGUCAUUGUGGUGCCUGUCAACUCCUCCCUGUCCUGGCACAUGACCCGUCUGCGAGACACCAGCCGGGACUCCUACAACGUCAGCUACGCCUGGAAACUGGUCCAGGACACCAGCUUCAUCCUGUGCAUUGUCUACGUCCAGCCCGAAGUUCCGGUCAAGCACUUGAAGAACCUCAACACGGUUCCCAGCAGCAAGCUCCUCUACCACCGGCUGGAUCUGCUAAAUCAGCCCAACUCCUGCCUGCACUUCAAACAGCUCGCAUCAGUCGAGAGCCCGACCGUCAUGCUGUCCGCCGGGAGCUUCUCCUCCCCAUACGAGCACCUGAGCCAGCCGGAGACCAAACGCAUGGUUGAGCAUUACACGGCCUACCUGAGCGACAGCACGCGCCUCAUCGCCAACCCGGGGCUCAAGUCGUCGGUCAGAAAUGAGGUCAUGGCCACCAGUCACAUAACCGACGAAUGGAUGACCCAGAUGGAGAUGAGCAGCCUCAACUGCUACAUCGUGCGUCGCUACGUGGCCACUCCCAGUGGGGUGCUACGCAUUUACCCUGGAUCUCUCAUGGACAAAUCCUUCGACCCUACUAGAAGACAGUGGUACCAGCAUGCAGUGGCCAAUCCGGGACUCAUCACCUUCACUGGGCCUUACCUGGAUGUGGGUGGCGCUGGCUACGUGGUCAGCAUCAGCCACACCAUCCACGUCUCCAGCUCUCAGGCCACCCCUGGCUCCGCAGUGGCAGUGAUGGGCAUCGACUUCACCCUGCGCUACUUCUACAAGGUGCUGCUCGACCUGCUGCCCAUCUGCAACCAGGACAAAGGCAACAAAAUCCGGUGUUUCAUUAUGGAAGACAGAGGGUACCUGGUCGCACAUCCCACCCUGAUCGACCCUAAAGGGCACGCCCCCGCCGAACAGCAGCACAUCACGCACAAGGAGCCUUUGGUUGCCAAUGACAUCCUCAACCAUCCCAACUUUGUCAAGAAGAACCUGUGCAACAGCUUCAGCGACCGGACGGUUCAGCGCUUCUACAAGUUCAACACCAGCAUUGUGGGUGACCUGACCAACCUGGUCCACGGCAGCCAUUGUUCCCGGUACCGGCUGACCCGCAUCCCGGGCACCAACGCCUUCGCUGGCAUUGUGAACGAGACAUGCGACUCCCUGGCGUUCUGUGCCUGCAGUACGGUCGACCGUUUGUGUCUUAAUUGUCACAGGAUGGAGCAGAACGAGUGUGAGUGCCCAUGUGAGUGCCCCCUGGAGGUCAAUGAGUGUACCGGCAAUCUCACCAGUGCAGAAAAUAGGAACCCCAGCUGUGAGGUGUACCAGGAACCCCCCUCCCUCAUCGACUCCUGCCAGCAGGACCUGCCCCAGUGCAUCAACACUCACUGCAGCCAAAGGUUUACUAGCAGUGAUUGCUUCGGGGUGCUGGACUGCGAGUGGUGCAUGGUGGACAGCGACGGGAAGACCCACCUGGACAAGCCCUACUGCGCCCUGCAGAAGGAGUGCUUUGGAGGGAUUGUGGGAGCCCGCAGCCCCUACAUGGAGGGACUCGGGGACCAUGAUGAUGAGGCUGCCUCUCUCAGCACGAUCAAGAGCGCGCCGGUCGGACCAGUGGCCGGUGGCAUCAUGGGCUGCAUCAUGGUUCUGGUCCUGGCAGUGUACGCGUACCGGCACCAGAUCCACCGCCGCAGUCAUCAGCACAUGUCCCCAUUGGCCGCGCAAGAGAUGUCCGUGAGGAUGUCCAACCUCGACAAUGAGCGAGAAGAGGACAGCCACGAAGACCGGGGAAUAAUCAGCAACACGCGCUUCAUCGCGGCGGUCAUGGAGAGACGGGCGCACAGCCCCGAGCGAAGGCGCAGGUACUGGGGCCGGUCCGGGACAGAGAGCGACCACGGCUACAGCACUAUGAGCCCUCAGGAAGACAGCGAGAACCCUCCCGGCAACAACGACCCUCUGUCGGCAGGCGUGGACGUCGGUAACCAUGACGAGGACCUGGAGCCCGACACGCCCCCCCAGACGGCAGCACUGCUGAGCUACAAAUUCCAUCCAUACCGGCAUUCGUCGCAUCUUCCACUGCACCACUUGCACCGCUUGCAGGCUGCUGUCACCGUGCACAGCGUGGAUGCCGGGUGCUGAUCUGCGAAAGGGCGCCCCCUUCCUUCCAUUAAGCUACUGUCUCAUUCAGACCCUCGAGGCCCAUGGAACCAAAUGGUGGCCAUUUUGCUGUUGAUAAAAAUGACUGUGAACAAGGCACAGAUGGAUAUCUUACGGCACGGUACGAGUAAAAUAAAUGUUAGACGAGGCCAGUCGCUUCGUGGACGUCACGGCCACAAGAGAUCCGUGUGAUCCAUGCUCCUCAGAUUUUAGGUGAGGAUAAAAAUGGUUAUUUUUUUACUAUUUAUUUAACAGAACUGAAAAAAUACCGUCUGCAUUUUCAUUUAGCACAGUGUUGCCUAAAGGCAAUUUGAAAAGACAUUGAAAACGGCAGAGACCGUUACCGUGGUUAUUCCCCCCCCUCGCCCCCCACCCCAAUCCCUUUAUCAAACUUGGAGAUUUUCCAUUUUAACUGUACAUUUUUUAUGUAUGGAACAUGAAGGUGAAAAAAUUUGUGUAGGAGAAGCUGAUGGUCUUGGAACUGGAGAUGUUCUUGCGAAAUGCUACAGUGCGCAGCCCCGGUGUCGUCCAACUGAAAUGUUUUAUGGGUUUUCCCUCUGUGUCCUUGGGCUCAUGUUGAACUUGGAGUUGUCUGUUGCGUGCUCCAGUUUCGGCGUUCCAUAAAGCCGGCUACACUGCACUGGGGUAGCCGGGUCGAGGUCGACGCAGCCUCCCUCAGUCCCAUUUUAAAAAGGUUGACGUCUCCAUCCAGCUUGUAUUCAUCCAAAGGUAUCGGGUGAAGAAAAACUUGCCUAUUUUUAGCCCAGAGUUUGCAGGAAGGUUCCUGAAAGGCGCGUAACAGAAGCAGCUCCGGCUGCCACACCAAGAGGAUUUUUAUCCAGUAAUGCAUCACUUAAUCCCACCAAUGGAACUUUUCUACCACCACUAAGUACCGGAUAAUGAUUUGUCAGUGCUCCAGUCUGCCGGAAUCCUCUUUGUCCUUUCUGGCAUUGAGGCAAGCUAUGUUUUAAUUUUUUAAGCACUGGCAAUCUAUUGUUUUUAAUGGAGAAUAUUAACAGUAUUAUUCACUGUUGCGAGCAAAGAACACCUGGUGUAUGUUAAACACUAAAUUACAUUGUACUGGGAAAAAAAUGUGUAAAGUUCUUUCUUCCAGUGGAAAUAAAAGAAAUGAAAUUUGUAA